Myodes glareolus (Bank vole) is the source of this 2775-nucleotide messenger RNA. RefSeq names its product membrane bound glycerophospholipid O-acyltransferase 1 (gene Mboat1). Gene Ontology annotation, biological process: lipid modification. Lineage: Eukaryota; Metazoa; Chordata; Mammalia; Rodentia; Cricetidae. Gene Ontology annotation, molecular function: acyltransferase activity. The record is from RefSeq and is a predicted model, not a curated record. Gene Ontology annotation, cellular component: membrane.
GCGCCCUGGAGACGGCGCCGGGUUCCCGCGCGGUCCACGCGAGCCCUCGGGGUGGCCAGAGUACAGCGCCCGGCAGAUAGCGCACCCGAAGAUGCAGGAUGGCUGCGCAACCGCCCGCCAGCCUCUCCAACCGAACCACGGGUUCCACCUGCCUGGACCCGCUCAGCCAGCUCCUCGGCAUCCCGCUAGACCAGGUUAACUUUGUGGCUUGCCAGCUCUUCGCUUUGUCUGCUGCUUUCUGGUUUAGAAUCUACUUACAUCCUGGUAAAGCCAGCCCCGAGGUCCGUCAUGCAUUGGCCACCAUUUUGGGCAUUUAUUUCGUUGUGUUUUGUUUUGGCUGGUAUGCUGUACAUCUCUUUGUGUUGGUGUUGCUGGGUUAUGGAGUCAUGGCCACCGCAAGUGUAUCCAGUAUCCACAGGUAUUCCUUUUUUGUAGCCAUGGGCUACCUUACGAUAUGCCACAUCAGCCGGAUAUACAUCUUCCACUAUGGAAUCCUCACUACAGAUUUUUCUGGGCCUCUGAUGAUUGUCACUCAGAAGAUCACAACCUUGGCUUUCCAAAUUCACGAUGGAUUGGGUCGAAAAGCUGAAGACCUUUCUGCCGAGCAACACCGACUCGCUGUGAAAGUGAAGCCCUCGCUUUUGGAAUAUUUAAGCUACCAUCUCAACUUUAUGAGUGUCAUAGCUGGCCCUUGUAACAACUUCAAGGACUACGUAGCCUUCAUUGAAGGGAGACAUAUACAUAUGAAGUUGCUGGAAGUGAACUGGAAGCAAAGAGGUUUUCACAGUUUGCCAGAACCUUCUCCCACUGGAGCUGUGAUACAGAAGUUGUGUAUGACCUUACUGUCUCUCCUAUUGUUUUUGACGCUCUCAAAGUCCUUUCCUGUCACCUUCCUUCUUGAUGACUGGUUUGUACAUAAGGCCAACUUUCUGAGUCGACUCUGGUACUUAUAUGUCGUCAUGCAAGCUGCAAAGCCCAAGUAUUACUUCGCGUGGACGUUAGCGGACGCGGUACACAAUGCAGCUGGCUUUGGGUUCAGUGGUGUGGAUGCCGAUGGGCAUUUCUGCUGGGAUCUGCUCUCUAACCUGAACAUCUGGAAGAUUGAGACUGCUACGAGUUUCAAAAUGUACUUAGAAAACUGGAAUAUUCAGACGUCUACUUGGCUGAAAUGUGUGUGCUACGAACGAGUUCCCUGGUACCCUACUGUGUUCACCUUCGUCCUGUCUGCUCUGUGGCAUGGCGUUUACCCUGGAUACUACUUUACAUUCUUAACUGGAGUCCCUGUCACGUUGGCAGCUAGAGCGAUGAGGAACAACUACAGGCAUCACUUCCUCUCCUCUAAAGCUCGGAAGGUUGCUUAUGACGUGGUUACCUGGGCCGCCACGCAGUUGGCUAUCUCCUACACAGCAGCGCCCUUUGUCAUGUUGGCGGUGGAGCCCACCAUCAGUUUAUACAAGUCCAUGUUCUUUUUCUUACACAUCGCAAGUCUGCUGGUAAUCCUUUUCCUGCCAAUCAAACCACGCCAGCCUCAAAGGCAGCCUCAGAGUACCAAUUCCGUAAAGAAGAAGGCAGAGUGAUACCCACAGAGAGAAGCAGAACGACAGAAUUGCGGGACAUUAGGAAGACACAGUGGACAGACUUGAGGGUUCUCCAGUGACUCAGAGGAGAUGUUUACAUGCGUUCUUUUUUUCACUGCAGGGAAUAUUUUUAUACGUCCUUUUUGUUUGUACAGCUAAAUCACCAUGUCUAGCUUCGACCUCAUAUUUUACAGGGCCUUUCAGUGACACAGUGUGGAGAGCAGGCCACUGGGUGGGCUCUUCUGAAGUCAUUUCCACCUGCUGAAAUCUGGACGCAUGGACCCAGGCAUUGCCUCCAGCACUUAGGAGGUGUCUGCUGAGAUGACUCGUCCUAGAUUUCUGAAAUCAGAACAUUCCCAGGCAUGAUUUCCCCCUGGCAAUUCCAGACUUACAGGGCUGUGGAUACAGCUCCUACGCUCAGAAGCCCUUGGAGGGAAGUGAUGAUGGAGGAAUAUUUUCAGGGUGUUAAAAAAAAAAAAACACACAAAAACCAACCCUCCACUAACUGGGAAGAUCAACCCUGACUGCUUGAAUGGAUUGGUGUGCCCUCAGACAGGCUGCGUUAUUUCCCCCCAAGAAUGUAUCAUUCCCUUUCUUCCUUCUGAACUGAGCCAAGAUUGGAAAUCAGAAAGUUUCCUGCCUGUGUGCCCCAGGAGCUGGGGAGAGGGUGAAGGCUACUGGUUUCCAUUUCACCUGCUUUGAUCUGCUGGACUUGACCUACGCUGGCCCUGAGAAGGCACCCAGACACUGAUCCUGUCAAAGGUGGCAAAUACCUUUUCAAGGAAUAAUUGUUUUCAGUAGUUAGAGGCUCUCUUUCCUCCCUGCAUAUCCUGGAAGUGUCAGUGAUCAUGGCCAAUGUGUAGACACGAGCUGAUGUUUGUAAUGGAUUAAAUCCAGCUAUAUUUUAGGAAGCUGCAACUGAGUGACAGUGCUCUGCUCUGUCUUCAUUAUGUAUGUGCUGUGGCUCCUUUCGGGGAUUUCUGUUGGGUAAAAUAGUCUGUAUGAAAGAAGGAAACAUAAUAUUUAAAAUGUGGAAAUUAAUAAUAAUAAUAAUAAUAACGAUAAUAAUAAUAAUAAAAUAUAUGCUACAGUGAUGUGCCCCCAAUCAAAUGCCCUGGGAGCUGAAAAUUUGUUCUGAUCAGAUGAUAAAAAAAAUUAGUCUCUCACUGAAUAAAUAAUAUAUUUCUAUUUUAGGAAA